AUGGCAGAAAGAGAAAUCCCUUCCACUGCAGUUUCGUUAACCAGUGUCACCAGUUUAGAGAUAAAUUUGUCUUUCUUGACUCAACCCCUGAAGAUCAGCAGUGGCAUUUGCUCAGCUGGAAGUCUGCUGUUGGAAUAUAUGUCCUUGAGUACGUCUUACUGGGUACUGGAGACAACUCACAGAGGCAUGGUUCAUAGUGGACUCUGGAACAUCUGCUUAGCUCCAAAAUGCAACCUGUACCAGUUUAAUCUCUUAGCUUUGCACAUCCAUGUUACUCGCACCUUCCUGCUGAUGGCCCUUUUCUGUGGCUUCAUAGGGUUGAUUUGCAUUUGCAUCUCUUUUGAACGUAACAAGCUAUACAACGUAUCGGUGAUAAAGGCAGCCGCCAUCUUCAGCUUCAGUGCAGGUUUCCUCAUUCUGGUUGCCAUGUCUGUGUUCACAACCAUUCUUAGGAGAUCCCCAGGAUAUGCCCAACGUUUAGUAGUAUUUGGCACAUCCUUCAGCUUGGGCUGGGCCUCCAUUCUUAUGUACAUCAUCACUGGUAUUCUACUUUUGCUGACUGAAAAAACCAUUAUUUCUUUAGUCUAGGCAUCGACCCUUCCACUGAGACUUUAAAAAAAAGUCACCCAUAACACAUUUAUUGGUUUCAUAAUCAUGGAAACGAUUAUGCACUGGAGCAUUGAACUGGGACAAAUGCAACCUUAUUCUGGGUAUAUGAAGACAGGAUCCCAUUUCUCCUUAUUCCAAUGUAAUUGAACCAUGUUUUGCUACUAUGAAUGGCCAUCAGCCAGUUCUCUUCUGUCAAUGACAGAACAUUGGCAUGUAAUAUUGUAUGAUAACUGGAAAUGACUAUGGCUUGUUAGGACAACCCAGAAACUAUGACCUGGGAGAAAAAACAGGAGCUUGCUUCACUCUUAAAUUGGAAACUG
This is a messenger RNA of Crotalus tigris (Tiger rattlesnake), 929 nucleotides long. RefSeq names its product protein NKG7-like. NCBI's taxonomy places the organism in Eukaryota, Metazoa, Chordata, Lepidosauria, Squamata, Viperidae. The coding region runs from base 1 to 588 and encodes 195 amino acids. The record is from RefSeq and is a predicted model, not a curated record. Gene Ontology annotation, cellular component: plasma membrane. The transcript is spliced from 5 exons.